This is a messenger RNA of Otolemur garnettii (small-eared galago), 1910 nucleotides long. RefSeq names its product vaccinia related kinase 3 (gene VRK3). The transcript is spliced from 15 exons. The record is from RefSeq and is a predicted model, not a curated record. Gene Ontology annotation, molecular function: ATP binding; protein serine/threonine kinase activity. Gene Ontology annotation, cellular component: cytoplasm; nucleus. The coding region runs from base 174 to 1532 and encodes 452 amino acids. Lineage: Eukaryota; Metazoa; Chordata; Mammalia; Primates; Galagidae. Gene Ontology annotation, biological process: peptidyl-serine phosphorylation; signal transduction.
GCUGACGAGAGGGUAAGUUACGGUAACUGCAGAAGACUUAGGGGUCUAGCCGCAGGAACCCAGAUCUCCACCCCUGAAAUCCAGAACCCCAUCCCUCUCAGUUACAGAGAUUGCUGUCAAGAUGAAGUUUCCAGCCCAGUGAAUCCAAAGGCCAGACUGUGUCCCCAUAAAGCAUGAUCUCCUUCUGUCCAGACUGUGGCAAAAGUAUAGAAGCAGCAUUCAAAUUCUGCCCCUACUGUGGAAAACCAUUGCCUACAGAGGAGGGCACAGGGUCCCAGACCUUUGUCAAACCACGUGUGUCAUCUUUCCGAGGCUCCAGGAAAGAGCUGAACUCCAGUUCUGAAACUUCUCCCAAGAGAGUGAAAUGGUCCAACGCCAUUACUUCACCCCGAUUAUCCUUCUCAGAUGGUGAUAGUUCUGGGUCUGAAGAUACCUCAACUCCUUCUGAGCGAUCCAGAGGGUCCUGGAGGAAGCCUCCAACUCCCAAAAGCAGCCCACAAACAACCAGGCGAAGCCCUCAGACACUGAGGCGGAGCCGGGUGACCACCUCACUUGAGGCUUUGCCCACAGGAAUGGUGCUGACAGACAAGAGUGGGCAACAAUGGAAGCUGGGAUGCCUCCAGACCAGGGAUGACCAGGGCAUUCUCUAUGAAGCUGAGCCAGCCUCUGUCCUCACCUGUGGGUCAGGUCCCCAGAAACAAAAGUUCUCACUCAAAUUGGAUGCCAAGGAUGGACGCUUGUUCAACGAGCAGAACUUCUUCCAGCGGGCUGCCAAGCCUCUACAAGUGAGCAAGUGGAAGAAGCUCCACUCAACCCCCCUAUUGGCCAUCCCCACCUGCAUUGGCUUUGGUGUUCACCAGGACAAGUACAGGUUCUUGGUGUUCCCCAGCCUGGGGAGGAGCCUUCAGUCAGCCCUGGAUGACAACCCAAAGCAUGUGAUGUCAGAGAGGUCUGUGCUCCAGGUGGCUUGCCGGUUGCUGGAUGCCCUAGAGUUCCUCCAUGAGAAUGAGUAUGUUCAUGGCAAUGUGACAGCUGAGAAUAUCUUUGUGAAUCCAGAGGAUCUGAGUCAGGUGACCCUGGCAGGCUAUGGCUUCACCUUCCGCUAUUGCCCAAGUGGCAGACACGUGGCCUACAUGGAGGGCAGCAGGAGCCCACAUGAGGGGGAUCUUGAGUUCAUUAGCAUGGACCUGCACAAGGGAUGCGGGCCCUCCCGCCGCAGUGACCUCCAGACCCUGGGAUACUGUAUGCUGAAGUGGCUCUACGGGUUUCUGCCAUGGACAAACUGCCUUCCCAACACUGAGGAUAUCAUGAAGCAGAAGCAGAAGUUACUUGACAACCCAGAGACCCUGGCAGGACCAUGUGGUCAUUGGAUUAGACCUUCAGGGACCCUCCAGGAGUACCUCAAGGUGGUGAUGGCCCUCAAGUAUGACGAGAAGCCGCCCUAUGUCACGCUGAGGAGCAAUCUAACAUCCCUACUGCAGGAUCUGCGAGUAUCACCCUAUGACCCCCUUGACCUCAGGAUGGUGCCAUAGGUAGAAUCCAGAUGUUUGGAUGUGCAGUUUGAAAUAGAAGAAAAAAAAUGAAGCAAUGUGACUCAAGGCCUGCUGUUUAAUCACAGAUAACCUCCUAGAAUAAUCCCUGGAAUGUGCAUUCUUCCUGCCACUUGUUCAGGCAAUAUUCAUCAGUCCUGAUUAGUGUCAGGGAAAACAGGUAGUUACCUGCAGCUAAUGUGAAGUUCCUCCUUCGGACCGGCCAGGCCUCUCAGCCAUUGUCCCCAGCCCAGCCAGCUGCUGGGGUGUGGGCAGAGAGGACUCCCAACUCCCAUGUGGGGUUGCACUGGCCCACCAGGGGUCCCCUCCUAUGAUUAUCACCCCUGUGCUUUGGUAAUAAAUUGUUUCUGUGGAGUUUGA